Acanthochromis polyacanthus (spiny chromis) is the source of this 7195-nucleotide messenger RNA. RefSeq names its product centrosomal protein 126 (gene cep126). Gene Ontology annotation, cellular component: midbody; ciliary base; centrosome. The transcript is spliced from 11 exons. The coding region runs from base 310 to 3306 and encodes 998 amino acids. The record is from RefSeq and is a predicted model, not a curated record. Gene Ontology annotation, biological process: non-motile cilium assembly; mitotic spindle organization; cytoplasmic microtubule organization. NCBI's taxonomy places the organism in Eukaryota, Metazoa, Chordata, Actinopteri, Pomacentridae.
GCAACUGCGUCCUCGGUUGCUAUCAUGGAGGGACUGUACACAGACAGCUGAAGCGGCUACACGAACCAACUUAAUAGAAGACUUAUUUUUACUCUUUUAAACCACAUAAAGAAACAGUUCUGGAGAAGCUGCUGAGAUGUGGUUUCGAACUUUUCCUCUGCUAGUUUGUCUUCGCCCCGAAAACGGUUGAAUAAGUUGACUUAGCGCCGCCGACGUUAGCUAAAGAGGACAAGUUAGCAGCUAGCAGCUUUGCUCAGAGCUCAACCUGUAUGUCUGUUCGGUGUCUGCAAGGAUCGACAGCCCCGGAGGAUGCAAGUUCUUCAGGAAAACUUCUUCUACCAACCAAAUUUGAGGCUGGGGCAUAAUGGAGGCCUCGAAAAUGAGAGACAACUUUUGGCUGAAGAACAGAAGUUAUGCAAAGCCAGAGCUCGCAAAUUUUCCCUGGAAACCAGCCGACGCCGGAGGGCUUUGGAUGAAAGACGGAAGCAGUGGGACAUGCAGGAGCAACGUCUGAGAGAAAACAUCCUACAGCAACGCAGACAGCAAGUCCAGGAUGCAACUGAACGCUUCCAAAGAGCUCAUCUACCUCCAUCUCAGAGACGUAGACAAUCUUUCAGAAGGAAUGUCACAAAUAUCGAAGAUGCACUCAAUCAAAUUCAAGGCACUUUGAGUUCAUACACCCGGCAGUCGUCGUCUUUCUUGUCCAGCAACAGUAACAUUAGCAGCACGCCCUCUCCUAAGCCUCCCACAGUUUCUAAAUCCUCCUACCGCCAAGCACUUUCUGCCAUGGAGGCCUACACUACACUGCUUCAGGAACAGAGCAGAACAGAGAAGCACCAAGAUACCAGUCCACAGGCCAGCCACCUGUCUGAUUCCUGUAACUCUGAGAGCCUUUCAAGUAAGGACAGUUUGGAGAAUGAGGACCCCAACCACAGCGCAAAACAUCUGCAGAGUUCCUAUUCAUCAUUCUUGCUUCACUCAGAGAAGACCCAUCCAGACCUGAGAAACCAGCAUGAUUUGUGUCCAUCGUCAGACCUAACUUCUUUCUCAGCGAUGAUGCUUCUUGGUGAUAACUUAGCCCGAUCAGGAAAACUGCCUGAACCUAAGCAGAACAAGCAAAUGGACUCUGAAUGGCCGAAUAAUAAGGUUCAUAUUUCUGAGACGUCUUGGGGGUUCACAUCUGUUGAUCAAAUAACUAAAACAGACAGCCAGCCCACUCUGCACAACAGCAACUUAUUAACUGUUUGUGAAAUUAUUAGUGGAGAUCCAGAGCACUUCGAGGUAAACUCCACACAAAACAGUCCCACUGACAACACCAUUGUUACAAAUAGAGUCGCUCUUGGCAACGCAGCACUUGAGUCUUCAUAUCCUAAACAAGAGGCUCUGUUGGAUCUCAGACAGCAGAAAAUCCAUGAUGACAGACAAUUAAAAUAUCCAUCAGCUACAGAAAUUCCUUUGCCUGCCAAAAAUGGCAACAGCAAAGACAUUUUGUUUGGGGCUUCCCCAAAGCCAAGUAUUUUCUUGAACGACAAAACAACAGAUAAUUUGUCAAAAGAAGGAACUUUUCAGCAAACAGGAAAAGAAAACCACCAUCUGUCAUCCCAGAAAGAAUCCAGUGCAAUCAUAAACAAUCUCAAUAAGAUUUCAAACUCAGAACACAAAACUGACAAGCCCACAAAUACACCAUUGUUGCAACACGUAUGCAAAUCUAAUAUUCAAUCAGACAUGCCCAAGUGUCUUGAAUGUUCUGAGGAAGAAUUAGCAAAACUUCCUGUUUCAAUUGCACCAUCUCAUUCAGUAUGUGAAGUCAGAUUUAUUAAAGGAAUCCUUAAAAAGCAGUCAAAAUAUGUAUCAAGAGAUACUACGUUUGUGUACGGCUCAGGACAUUUAUUUUUUGCAAAAGAAGUAGCAUUAGCAAUCAGAGAUAGUGUUGAAUUAACAAGGGCUAAAACUAAGGACAUGGCAGGCAACACCACUGUCAAAAAGAAGCUUCGUUGGUUUGACGAGGUACAUUUGGAAAAAGAGACCAAAGACCAGAACACAAUUAAGCAGAUGAAAGACAAGUCUUCCAAUCUUUGUCGAUCAAAAAACAACUCAGAGGACCACCAGCUAAGUCACGCUACAGUCUCAGGGACUCCCAAGCCAAGACCCAGCAUGACCCCGGCAGCCUCCACUGGUUAUCACUUUACAAAAGAAGCAUGGGCAGAUGUUGGGGUUCAAGUCAGUACGGCGCAGGAACGAGCAGAUGAGGUCAAGGUGCCGCGGAGCAGCACCAGGUCCAGUGGCCCCAAGGUUCCCCGGAGAGAACGUUCUGCCAGAGCCGGAGCGGGUCCUGUUUCCUCCAGAACACGAAAGGGCACUGUCAUACGACCUCAAUCUGCCACUGAGGUGAGUCAGAUUGCCAAAACCCAAGGGAAGAUUAUGGUGCCCCGCCCACCUCCUCGGAUGAAAUCGGUGGAAGACAAGACGGCGUACAUCACUAAGACUCCAUAUGGCAUGGAUCCUGCCAGUGUCAGCUAUAAACAGGCCCUGGCUGUAGAGCAGGCCCUGCACAAGAACAACUCUGAGGGCUUUUUCUCGCCUAACGCACAUCAUGUGAUCACAACAGAUAGUGCUGUUAUGUACACACCUCUGCCGCCCUCAUAUACCUGCCCCUUCUCAGAGGUCAACGCAAAGAGUACGUCCAGCUCAGGUCACCAGGAAACUCACAGCUACGGCAGAAGAAGAGGGAUGACUUACAAUGAAAGAAGUAUCUGUUUAGAUUGCACCCCCACAGAUGAGGAGAUUUCACAGCUCUGGCACGGCGUCCGCAGUGCCUUAACCACCAAGGAUGGAAAAGCUAUCCUCAGAAGACGUGCCCCGGAGAGUGGGCAAGUUUUACGGAAACCCUGCGUUGAGCAGAGCCGACAGCCUGCUGGCUCGGAGAACAGAAGACUUCUUCAGAGCUCUCAGCCAACAAAACAGACUGCAGAGCUGACCAGACCGUUUUCAGUUACUCACAACACAGCCUUUCCAAAUGAAGGUUUUGAGAGUGCAGCCCAGUUACACCUUGGUGAAGUACAUGCUGAAGGCCUGCUGGAAGACAGGGACAUUGUGGCUGCCAUGGAGACCGCCCAAACAGAGAGGUCUGGAACAGUGCAGCAGCACAGCCGACAGCAGGGGCUCACCACCAUUUCCUUGGAGGAGAAGAAAAUCCUUCUUUCUCUAGACAGACUCAACCACCAGCUGCACUGUGUACAGGAACAUGUUGGAGGAAAUACUGGCACGCAUGGCCUCAUACUUAUUGAUCCACCCUAUGUUUCUUGACUGCUUCAGCAAGGAGCUAUAAAAAAAUGAUGUGACGGGACGGCAGUGCCUCACUGCCACAUCACCUCCUUGUUAUCUUACACCAAAACUGAGAGCAGCCACAAAGAGAGGAAAUAUGUUCAGCUUUGGUGUGUGACGAUGCCUGCAGCAGCAGAAGCUCUUUGACAAGUUGUGUGCCAAGAGAUUUUCUUCUCUGCUGUGGUUAUUGGAGAAGGGACAUCGGACAUCAGUUUACAUGAGGUGAUUAGAGAGGGGGAAAAUACCCAAAAUUCAGCUGAAUAGGUUAAAUAGUGUUGUCAGAAAGUCACAAAUUUGCUCAGUAGGAAUAACCAGCCCAACAAAGUGACCGAGCCUCAUUGUGGACUUUUUUUAAACAACUAAAUUUCAUAACAAAAUGGUACAUUUCUUAAAAAUAAGAAGAAUAUUUAAGAAAAAAGCAUCCUGUUCAUGUACUAAAUUCUUUAGAUUUCCAGUGUCUGUACAUGCAUAGAUAUAAACAACAACAAAAUCACGUACAGCCUGUUUUAAUCUGUGUAAAUCUCCAAACGGCACCGACUGAUAUUUAACUCCAAAUACUGUACUUCAGGUUCUCCCUGAAAUCUGUUGCCUUUGGCCUGUUACCAUUAGUGCUCAGCCUCAUUAUACAAUACAAUGGUGAGCGUUAACCAGCGCAACACCCAGAAACUCAACAAGAAAGGGCAAGAGUGCUGAAAGUAAGGGGAAGAGAUUUCCACGGAUGCAAGUUUGAGCUUGCACUUUGGUCUGUUUUGAAGCUUAAUCUCGGGAGCAUUUUGUCUUGUUUUGUUGCCGUCCACUUAGCGUGCAGUGAAUGAAUGACUGAUGUGGACAUAUUGCAUGAGAAGACAAUGUUUUUAAAAACUGGUAUAUAUGCAAUGCAAAAAUGCAUGUAAAUUAAAUGUGGGUUUAACAGGGGGGAAGGGGAAAAUGGAUGGGUGAAAUGCAUGAUAACACUAAAAGCAAACACAGAGUAACUUAUUACCAUUGUGGUAUAUAUGGAUUAAUUCAUGUUGAAGGCAAUGCAAACAGAAGACAGAGGGGGAAGAAGGAGGAGAGAGAGUCCCUUCAUGAGUUUGUUUAUUAGAAGCUGCACCCACAGACUGUAUGCACGCAUCAAACCCUGUAGGGGGCAGGCAAGCUCCCAUCUGCCCAUCUGUCUGUAGCAACACUCUGCGUCACUAUGCCCGAUAAUAACACCAGAAGGGAGCGUUUUAAACAAAGUGGACUGAUACAGCUGCCCUGCCUUUCCGGACUUGAGAUUGAUUCCGGUAAAUGGAGCCCCCCAAAAAAUCGUUCCUACUGAUAUUCAACAAGCCUCAGCCAGAGUGAGACAGACCUUUUCACAGGCAUGAGGAGAUGUUGACCAAAAGUGACCAAACUCGUGCUAAGUGGGUGGUCCCCUCAGGGCUGCCGGGACGCUGCAGUCCAUCUCUUUAAUGUGUCUGAGUGCGUUACAAUGAUGUGAAAAUGACCACUUUCACCCACACAAUGGACAUUUCUUGACUGGCAGCAUGUGUGCACAGAAUGUUUCAUUCAUGCAAAAAAAAAAAAAAAGUGGGCUUGCAGCACAAUCACUAAGUAUUUUACAGGCUUCUAAAAUGGAAUUGUAGUGAUCAUUUUAAUAUGACUUGAAUCAAAAAGAACAGGAUGAAUCUGAGAGGUACAGGAGCAGCAUAUUACAGUAGUGCAUGAAAAAAAACAAUACAUUUGGGUUAUUAAAUUCCUACAACUUGCUGCAUGCAAAGUUUCCAAAGCUCAAAUAUAAACAAAUCGAAAUGAAAAACAGUCAAAUGAACAAAGUUGAGCAUCUGCUGAGGUAUAUGUGACUGGCAGAGGGAAGCUCUUUAAUCUGCUGCGGAGCUUUUACAGUGUCUGCGGAUAUUUAAUAGGGGCUUCAUAAUCAUUCAUUCAGUGGUUGUAUGGGAAAAGCUGAAACACAGCCUCUGUAUCCAAAGAGGGUGGAUCUUGACAAAAUGAUUUGUCAAUGGAAGAGGGGCCUCAUUAGCAUAACAAUUGUGGGAACUGCAUGGGUCUACUUUUCAUGAGCACUGUAAAAAAAAAAUAAAAGAGAAAGAGAGAGAGCCAGAGAGAAAUAGUACACAGUGAGAGAAAAGGUGCUUUUGAAUUAUUGUUUGGAUCCUUGGGAAAAUGUAUGUUGCCUUACUAUCCAUAACACAGCACUGAGAAAACCUGCACUGGGCUGCAAAUGGUAUUUAAUGGCAGAAUUUUAAUGAUCGUCUAAAUUACUCAGCGUGCAUAAACUUGCACAGAUCAAAAACUAUGGAGCAAUCACUGAAGCUUCUUUCUGUUUAAUUUUGACGGAUUGCUGUUUAGUAAUUUUCCACCUGUAUGCGCAUAUUUGAGGGUCUAAAACUUGCACGUUUGUUUUAUUUUUUUCAGCAUUUCGUUUCACUCGUUAACUGUAACCGUGUUGAUAUAAUAUUCAAGAUUCAAGAGGUUUGUUGUCACGCUACACUGUACAAAGAAACUCUUAUUUCCUGAUCUUCCGUAACCCUUAGAUGCACGAGUGAUAGGACCAACAUUCUUCUUUAAGUGGGUCAAAAACAACUCAUAUAAGAAUUCAUGUGUUUUUAUGCCCUUUUUGUUAUUUUGGUAGAAUAAUAAUUUGUGUUGUUGUUUGUAUUAUGUUUUUGUCCAUACAAGAAUGCUUUCAUGUUUGAAAAUGUUCAUUUUACACUUUAUAACAGAUUUUUUAAAAAACAUUUUGACAUUUGAAAAAGAAGAAUGUUACACAGAACAGCAACAAAAGAAUUUGUCCACUCUUUUCCUCUAACUGUUGCUGCUCUCGUCUCUAACAGUUUGUGCACUGCAUCACCUGUUGCAUGAUAUUGUCAGUGAUAAAGAGCUUGGGGUAGUUAUACAAACAUUACAAUUUUUUUUUUAAGUAUAAAAGGUAACUUAAAAAUGUAAAUGGAAUGAUAUCAAAAACACGUUUUUUAAGGAAUAGAUGGAAAAUGAAAUGAUAAAUUACAAAGAUAUUGCAAGAAAAGGGUUAACCAAAUGACACGAUGUAUGAAAGUGUAUAAAAACUAAAGCAGUGACUAAAUAAAUAAGCAGACUUAUUAGGUGCACUAUGCAUUUGUAAACCCAAAUUGCACUAAAUGACUAUUGCAGUAAUAAAGUGAAUUAUUUUAAUAUUAAUAUUAAGCUAAGCUCAGUUGCAACAAGUCCUUCAGUUACUUUUCACUUGUUGUAGCCACAUUUACUGUAUAUCUUAUUGUUAAACGGUCAAGUUUUUGCAGUGGCAUACAAAAGUUGUAGUUAAACUUAACGAGUGAGUAAAUAAAUACGCACAUGUGGGCUACUUUAUAUGGAAGCCAAAAAACAACUUUAUUUCAGCAAAUGUUGUCCAGAUUGUCUCAUAAAAGUGCAAGGACGAUUAAUCAUGAAGAUUAAAUGAGCAAAACAUUAAACAUCCUAUACAAUAUGGAUACUGUCGAAUGAGAUGAAAAAGAUUUUCAUAUAUUUGAUCAGAUUUAGGUAUUUCACUGAAGCUGCUUUCCAUUUAAUUUUGACAGAUUUCCGUUUUAUAAUUUUCCACCUGUAUGCGCAUAUUUGAGGGUCUAAAAGUUGCAUGUUUGUUUUAUUUUUUCAUCAUUUUGUUUCACCUGUUAACUGUAACUGUGUUGAUAUAAUAUUCAUGAUUCAAGAGGUUUGUUGUCACGUUACACUGUACAAUGAAACUCUUAUUUUACUGAUCCUCCUUACUAAAUGGUACAAAAAAAUGUAUAGAAGUGUAUGAAAACUAAAGCAGUGAAUUAAAAAAAAAAGCAGACUUAAUAGGUGCACCAUGCAUUUGUAAACCAGGUUGAAGUGAGUUACUUUCAUAAUGAUUUUAAGCUAAACUCAA